Python bivittatus (Burmese python) is the source of this 3349-nucleotide messenger RNA. It is a transcript of the gene RAB31, whose product is annotated as RAB31, member RAS oncogene family. The record is from RefSeq and is a predicted model, not a curated record. Lineage: Eukaryota; Metazoa; Chordata; Lepidosauria; Squamata; Pythonidae. Gene Ontology annotation, molecular function: GTPase activity; GTP binding.
UUCUGCUCGUUUCGCAACCUGGAAAUGCUCGAGCGCCAGCCGCGGGUUCCGCGCGCCGAUCCAAGAGCGGCAACUGCGUCUUCCGAAAUAUGCUGAAGCGCAGCUAUUUUGUACGCGUUGGGUUUGGGUGAGGAAAGCGGCAGAAGGAGGCGAGGAGGAGCCGGAGCCGAGGUUAUGCUCAUGUGACCGCUGGCGGCACAGAGCUGGGGCUGCUGAGAAGUAGCUGCGACUGCUGCGGCUUUGCCCCGUUUCUGGAACUGGGUAACAGCGAGAGGGACCGGAGGAUUCGCUCCUCUGAAGGAUGCGAAGCCGCUACGCCCCAAACAGAUGAUGGCGAUACGAGAGCUGAAAGUGUGCCUGCUUGGAGAUACUGGAGUUGGCAAAUCAAGUAUAGUUUGUCGAUUUGUUCAGGAUCAUUUUGACCACAAUAUUAGCCCUACUAUUGGAGCUUCUUUUAUGACUAAAACAGUCCCUUGUGGGAAUGAGCUUCAUAAAUUUCUUAUCUGGGACACAGCAGGUCAGGAGAGGUUUCAUUCACUGGCACCUAUGUACUAUCGUGGAUCAGCUGCAGCUGUUAUAGUUUAUGACAUAACCAAGCAGGAUUCAUUUCAUACACUGAAGAAGUGGGUAAAAGAACUAAAAGAACAUGGUCCUGAAAACAUUGUAAUGGCUAUUGCUGGAAACAAGUGUGACCUUUCUGAUAUUAGGGAGGUACCUAUGAAAGAUGCCAAAGAAUAUGCAGAAUCUAUAGGUGCAAUUGUUGUUGAGACCAGUGCCAAAAAUGCAAUUAACGUUGAAGAACUCUUUCAAGCAAUCAGCCGGCAGAUUCCACCUUUAGAAACUUAUGAAAAUGGCGAUAGUGGAACAAUCAAACUUGGGAAGCAGACUGCUCAGACAACACGGAAAUGCUGUUAAACGAACCAGAGCCGGUUGGAUGCACUUGAAAUGAUAUCAUUUAUUUAUUGAACAACAGAGUUCAGAAAUCCAGUGACACAGUAUACUCUCUAAAAACAGUAAUAGCACUGUUCUUUAUCAAUGGGAUUAGUAGGAGAAAAUAUCCUUCAAAUGAAUUCUGCAGAAUUACAUAGACAAUUAAUUUAAGUAGUUAAAACAAUGACUCAGAUUAUUUGGAAUAAUCUGUUUAAACCAAUGGCUAUUUUAAAUAAGCAAUUAGUACAUUUUUUACAAAUCCUUUUUGUAUUUUCAAUAUGUUUCUUGUUAUGUAGACUUUUACAGAAUUAUAAUACAUAGUAUUUUAAUUGAAGAAACUACAUUUUAUCUUACUUAAUUUGGCUUCUGUGGCUUUUUAGAACUAUUUUUAAAGGUAUAAAUCAGGUACUUACCCUCUGCAUCCAACAUAGAUAAAAUCCAGUAACAAUAAUAACAUUUUGAUAAAUGUUAAACUUUUACUUCUGCAUUUGAAAAGCAAAGUCACUGAAAUACAAACAGCAUUUUAAAAUAAAUUAGACAGAAGCAGAGGCUUUGGGCAUAAAUACUGCAAAUGUUAAAUGCAAACAGACAUUAUACCAAAUGCCAAAAAAAGAGCAUGAUACACUUUUUAUUGAAUUCAUUUAAAUUUGGAAUAAUUUAACACUAAUGUGGCAGUUACAUACAUCAGUACUGUAGUUGUACUUUUCUAUUGCUAUUUGGUUUAAUAUCAUGACCUUUAGUGCAAUUAUCCACAUCUAUAUCUUUGAUCUGUCUGUUUCUGACUUAGUGACAAUACAGAUGCAAAGUGGAGUCCAAGGAAGUUGAGAACAAUUCACACAACUUUUUUAUCUGCUCCAUUUUCAUAAUAGAUUGAAUAUUAAUCUAAUACCAUACCAAGCUAGUACAAACAACAACAACAAACUGUUGAAAGGCCCAGUUCUGAUAUAUUUUACUUCAUGCUUCCUUUAUUGUAAAUUGCAUAUACCUGAAGUUGCUAUCUGUGCAGUAAACUGAUAGAUUCUGCCAUAGAUGUUUAUAGUAGCAAAAAGUGACAAAUAUAGAAUUAGGAAAUUCUAUAGAUGUAUUUUCAUGUAUUUUCAUGUCCUUAUACAUAUACAGUGGUUGGGAAUAGAUCCUCCUGAAGAAAAUCUGUCUAUAUGAUCUCUUAAGAAUCAACCCUGACUUGAUGGUACAUAAUCAAUUCUACAUGUACGAUACUGUUCCAUUGGGUAGAAUCAUAAAGUUAGAAGGAAUAUCAACCAUCAUUUAGUAGAAUCAUAAAGAUAGAAUCACAAAGUUCUGAAAAUCAACAAUCAUUUAGUCAGUUAGUAGAAUCAUAAGGUAGACUCAUAAAGUUCUACUAAAAGUCAUUUAGCAGAAUCUUAAAAUUAGAAGGAAUAUUAACAAUCAUUUAGUCUAACUACCGGCUUGAAGUGAUAUAUUAAUAUUGAUUGGUAUUACAGAAUUGCAUGUUUAGAUGUUAUUUUGUAGAAGUUGUGGAGGUACAAAAUAUUCCUAUGUAGAAAUGGGAGGGGAAACUAAUUUUUGCCAUCUGUGGGAUACUCAUGUUGAAUAAGCAACAUCAUAAUAUGUUUUGGGGCAGCUACAGAAAGAAGGUUCCUUGAAAACUCCUUCUGAAUAAAUAGAAGCACUUUGUUAUAUAGAAGCUUCAAUGCUCAUUCUUAUGUUAUGAAAUACAGACCUUUAGCUAAACCCCAGCUCUUUUGACAGUGAAAAUAGUCAAAAUAACCAUCUAACAACAGCCUAAAAGAAAGCUGUGAUUAUCUUUUUCUGUGAAUAAUUAGUGAAUGACUUUUUAUGGUUGAAAUGUUCUGCCAGAAUUCAUAUCUAAUUUUGCUAGGAAGAUUGACAUAAGAAUAAAAAGAAAACAGUAUAAUUUUUAGUGGAAGAGUAUUAGGGGAAAAAAAGAAUAUUAGAUAGUUUUAGGGGUCAUUCUUUGCAAAAGUUCACUCAAACAUUUAGAUCUAUAUGCAGCACGGUAGUUUUUAAGUAAAGAAAAUAAAUAUUUGAGAGUCAAGUUCAUGCAUGAAACUUAAAAUGGAAAGAAAGCAAAGCUCACUAUCAAUACAGUUUACAAUGAGCAAUUUCAGAAACUAGUGUACUCUUCAGUCCAACAAAUAUGUACUCAGAAAUAUGUCACACGGUGUUCUGUGGGCUUACUUCUACAUAAAUAGACAUAAGAUUGCCUUAGGAAUUUUUUUUGUUACACAUUUUACCUGAAGGUGGCAGGUUAUAUGAACUUGUUUUUUAGUUUUGUGUUCAGUACUGUAAUUAAGGUAAAGCAAAACGAAUCAUACUAUAAAAAUAAAUCCAAAUCUUGCUAUAAAUAAGUAAGAACUUGCUUGCCUUUUAAAAUUUGUAUAUAGCAUUCUAAGUUUAUUUUAAAGUAAUAAUAAAU